Messenger RNA from Pimephales promelas (fathead minnow), 1793 nucleotides. It is a transcript of the gene ssb, whose product is annotated as small RNA binding exonuclease protection factor La. Gene Ontology annotation, cellular component: nucleus; ribonucleoprotein complex; cytosol. The record is from RefSeq and is a predicted model, not a curated record. Gene Ontology annotation, molecular function: mRNA binding. Gene Ontology annotation, biological process: tRNA processing; positive regulation of translation. NCBI's taxonomy places the organism in Eukaryota, Metazoa, Chordata, Actinopteri, Cypriniformes, Leuciscidae.
UUUGCGUGACAUCAUAACCGCGCGACGCCAUACUUGACCCACCGUCGGAAUCGGAUAUCGUUUAGUGUGGCGUUUCAUUGAGAUCAGACAGAUUCAGAACACAAGGAAACAGAGAUGGCAGACAAUCAGGAAAUGUCUCCUCUGGAGAAGAAAGUGGCAGAACAGAUUGAGUACUAUUUCGGUGACCACAAUCUCCCCCGAGACAAGUUUCUGAAGGAGCAGAUGCAGUUAGAUGACGGCUGGGUCACUCUGGAGACAAUGCUGAAAUUUAAUAGAUUAAAGACUCUCACGUCAGAAGCAGCCUUCAUUGUGGAGGCGCUACAGAAAUCUAAAAGUGGUCUGCUGGAGAUCAGCGAAGACAAAACUAAAAUAAGGCGAAACCCGAGCAAACCUAUUCCAGAGUACAGUGAGGAAUACAAGGACGCGCUCAAACACAAAUCCAUCUACAUGAAAGGUUUUCCUCUUGAAACUACACUGGAUGAGGUGAAAGAGUGGUUCGCUGAUAAAGGAACAGUCGAGAACAUUUACAUGAGGAAAGGACCCCUGAAGACUUUCAAAGGAUCAAUCUUUGCGGUUCUGGAAUCUGAAGAGGCCGCCAAAGCUUUUGUCGAACGUGCCGACGUCAAAGAGUACAAGGGGAACGAGAUGAUCGUUAUGAUGAAAGAGGCCUACUUUACUAAAAAGAUCUCAGAGAGGAAGCAAAAUCGAUCGGAAGCAAAAGCUAAAGCAAAAUGUGAUAAGGAGGACAAGCAGAAACAAGCUGAAGAAGAAGAGCUGAAAUCCCUGAAUGAUCAGAGAGGCUGUCUGCUGAAGUUCUCCGGUGAAUUGGGUCAGACCUCGAGAGAAGAUUUCCACACGGUCUUUUCUGAUCAUGCCCAAAUUAAAUGGAUUGAUUUCACCAGAGGAGCAAAAGAGGGCACCAUCCUGUUUCACUCAAACGCCAAGGAUGCCCUGCAGAAAGUCCGCGAGGCUAAGGCAGGAGAGGAUCCGAAGGUGAAAGACCAUGUUGUUCAGUGGGAGGUACUUGAGGGAGACACCGAGAUGGAGAUGCUGAAGAAAAUCAUUGAGGAUCAGCAGGAGUCCAUUAACAGACGCAAACAAGGCAGAGGAGGUCACAGGGGUCGUGGAAGAGGCAGGGGAGGCCGCAGAGACCGAGGAGGACGAGAACAGACCCAGUUCAGGGGAAAGAAGACCAAGUUUGAUAGUGACGAUGAGGGAGAUGAAGCACCCGCCAGUCCAAAGAAGAGACCCCUUGAUUCGAAUGGACAAGAUAAUGGAGCACCAGUUUCCAAACAAGCAAAAAGCGAGAACGGUUCUUAAGGGGGAAAGAGCCGUGGCCUUAAUUUUGUACUGUAGCUUUUCCCUAAAUUCAAGAGAUCUGGAAAAUGUAUUCUCAGACUACUUCCUGUGUCAAAGGCUAAAAGCUGCACAAAAGCUUUCCGCCAUACUUUAACCCUAAACUCUUCAUGAAAAAGGCAUCAUGCAUCAAAUUUCUAUGGAAUUGUUUUCUUUGAACAAACAUCCUGGAUGCCAUUUAUUUAUUUGCCAUAUACACACUUAUGAUUGUUGGUAUGAUUUAAGAUCUCAUAUGCAGCUUUAUAAAUGUGGCGUUUUCAAAAUCUGCUCAGCUUGUUCAACACAGUUUGCUGGUAACGCUUGUGUAACUAUUGACAUCUUUAUGUGUUCUUUCAUUCCUAGAGCGGUGACAGUCUGAUUACUCUGUACCGAUUAGUUUUUCAUUAUUGGUUCUGACUGCAUUUGUAUGCAAUAGUGAAUUAUUUUUAGAAAUGUUU